ACCACUUCCGGGCCCAAGCGUUGCACUGAGCAGAAGGACAAAAUCCUGUGGAGGUUUCCCAGAGGGACGAUGGCUACCUACAGCCUGGCGAACGAGCGACUACGCGCCCUGGAAGACAUCGAACGGGAAAUCGGCGCCAUCCUCCAGAAUGCAGGUACAGUGAUCCUGGAACUAUCGAAGGAAAAAACCAAUGAGCGGCUCCUAGACCGGCAGGCGGCAGCCUUCACUGCUUCGGUGCAGCACGUGGAGGCGGAGCUAUCGGCUCAGAUCCGCUACCUCACCCAGGUGGCCACUGGGCAGCCCCAUGAGGGCUCCAGCUACUCCUCAAGGAAGGACUGUCAGAUGGCUCUGAAGCGAGUAGACUAUGCCCGCCUCAAGCUCAGUGAUGUGGCCCGCACCUGUGAACAGAUGCUGGAGAACUAAACCAAGGAGGUGUAUCCAGAGUGUGGAGGGAGACCAUGACCUGCACCCUGGGCAGAACUUAGAAGCUUGCAGGAUGGGGAACAGGAACUGAAACAUACAUGCUCUGCUGGUCAGAGAAGACUAAGACAAGGACCAGAAGGUGGAAAUGGAGAAACUAAAGCCCAGUCCUGCCCACAGAUGUGGCCUGAGUCCUCCAGCAGGGUGCUCUUGCUUUGCAUUUAGCAAGUUCAGGAGAUGGACAUUCAGUUGCCAAACCCACUUCCUCAUGUCCAUCAUGCCCCUGCCCCAGGCUCCCAAAGAUAGCCUAAUGAAGAUAUGUUCUUCCUUACUGGAAGAUAUACAAAACAAAAACUAAGGGUUUUAUUAAUAAAAGCAACAGCAAUUUUUUUUUAAAUAAAUCAGAUUCUUUACUGGGGUAUAUAUGAAUUAUGCAAGGGAUUGAAGAAGUAAACCCAACCUGAACAGCAUCAGCACAAAGCCACUGAGGAGGAAAAGUGGGAGAGCCCCAGACCUUUGGUGUGGAUUUGGAGAGGAACCGCUGAUGUAGUGUGCAGGGAGACUUGUGACUAGGCGGGGACCAUAACCAGUAAAAUGAAGACAGGAGUCAUGGUAAGGGGCAAGGGCCUGAAGCAAAUAUCUAUACAGAAAAGAGUCAAUAAUUCUAAAAAAAAAAAAAAUUUUUUGUAGUGCUGGAAUUGACCCAGGAACAUUCUAUCUCUUGAGCUACAUUCCCAGUCCUUUUUAUUUUGAGACAGGGUCCUGCUUCAUUGUCCAGGCUGGCAUCAAACUUAAGAACCUCCUGCCUCAGCUUCCCAAGUCACUGG
Molecule: messenger RNA, 1247 nt
Organism: Sciurus carolinensis (gray squirrel)
Lineage: Eukaryota; Metazoa; Chordata; Mammalia; Rodentia; Sciuridae
Gene: Med11
Product: mediator complex subunit 11
Exons: 3
Coding region: 70-423 (117 amino acids)
Biological process (GO): regulation of transcription by RNA polymerase II
Cellular component (GO): mediator complex
Molecular function (GO): transcription coregulator activity
Source: RefSeq, a predicted model, not a curated record